UGCAAGUUUGACAGAAGUUUGAAUCGGGCUCGAGGGCUUUUUGCAGGCGGCGGAGCUGUGGCAGCCGGAGGGCUCGCUCGAGCGGCGGCAGCAGCGCCCCCAGUACCCCAACCGGGCAAGCCUGGAUCCCGGCCCGCCGACUCGUGGUCACCGUCCAAGACUGCCUACAAGCUGCCCCGCGAGCCGCCAGCCUCCAGGUCAGCCCUAGCCUCAGCCCCAGCCCCAGCCCCAGCCGCCUGUCCAGGAGGUAGCUGAGCAGCGAGACCUGCCACCGCUCCGGCAGCAUGUCCACGACAGAGAGCUCAGGCCGGUCUGCGGACAAGGAUCCCCGGCAGCAGGUGGACCGGCUCCUCUCGGGGCUGCGAUGGAGUCGGCUGGAGGAGCCUCUGGGCUUCAUCAAAGUUCUCCAGUGGCUCUUUGCUAUUUUCGCCUUCGGGUGUUGCGGAUCCUACAGCGGGGAGACAGGGGCAACAGUGCAAUGCAACAACGAAGCCAAGGACGUGAGCUCCAUCCUUGUUUUGUUCGGCUAUCCCUUCAGGUUGACCCGGGUCCAGUAUGAGAUGCCCCUCUGUGACGAAGAGUCCAGCUCCAAGACCAUGAGCCUCAUGGGAGACUUUUCCGCCCCUGCCGAGUUCUUCGUGACCCUGGGGAUCUUCUCCUUCUUCUAUGCCAUGGCUGCUCUGAUUCUUUACCUCCGGUUCCACAACCUGUACACUAAGAACAAGCGUUUUCCCCUGGUGGACUUCUGUGUCACGGUCUCCUUCACCUUCUUCUGGUUGGUGGCAGCGGCAGCAUGGGGCAAGGGCCUGACGGACGUGAAGGGAGCCACCCGGCCUUCUAGCCUGAUAGCCGCCAUGUCCGUGUGCCACGAGGGGGAGGUUGUCUGCAGCACGGGGGCCACCCCCUCCAUGGGGCUUGCCAACAUCUCUGUGCUCUUUGGCUUCAUCAACUUCUUCCUGUGGGCCGGGAACUGUUGGUUUGUAUUCAAGGAGACCCCGUGGCACGGCCAAGGCCAGGCCCAGGACCAGGGUGCCAGCCAGGAGAGUGCAGCUGAGCAGGGCGCGGUGGAGAAGCAGUAAUUAGCCUUCUGCCCUCUCCUGCCCACCUCCCGACGGACAGCACCUCCUCCCCCGGCUUCUUCGGCUUCCUUCCAGGACUUCCCUACUCUUAUACCUCUCCCCUCCUUGCUGAUUCUUCUGGGCUGGGUGCUUGGGGACAAAGGAUGGGCUGGCGCCCAACUCUCUCCUGGGGGCAGUUGUCCCUCUGAGCUCUCCAUCUCUUCCCCUCUCUUCACAGGCAGGGUCCCAGGCUGGGCAGGAACUCAGCUCUGUGUUUUCUGCCCUGCUCGGUGGUCCUCCUCGUCUCCUAGCUGAAUUUGAGGACCAGGGUCCUGCUGAACAGGGGCAGGUGGGAGGACGGGGAGGGGCACACAGCAACACUAAGGCCUGUUCCCCUUAGCAUCUUCAGGGAAUGGCCCAGCCCAGCUCCAAUAAUGAAGGGUUGGGGGAAGGAGAAAGGUACAGAAAAGGUGCUGGAUGGUGGAUUCUCCCUCAGAUGCAAGGGCCCGGCAGUGAUUUGUUUGCCUUUUAUCAGCUGUGGAGGGCCAGAUUCUCUGUGUCCCCUAUAUCAAACAAGGUUCCCGUUACUUCCAUCCACCUCUCAGGUCUCUUGUUUCCCAGGGGCCAAUCGGUCCAUACUGUCACCCAGGCAGGUCCCUGGGCCUUCUACCUUUCCCUUCCCCUGGGUCCAUCUAUUUGUGCAGAUCACGAGAGGCAAAGGCCGUGGAAGGAGAGCUGGCUAUUUCCUCCCUGCCUAGACAGAUAGGAACACGGGGUCCUGAACACACAGAGUUCUGGCAGGAACAACUCUUUGUAUGUUGGGAGGUGGGGGAGGUGUAGGAGAGGGGGAAGAAGGCUGGCCUAGAAAAUGGACUGUUCUUUAGUCAUCCCUGCUGAGGCCUGCAUUCUGUGUGGCAGAGGAAUUGUAUCUUGGGCCUCCUCCUCAGGAGCUUCAGUUCCAGAGACCCCUGCUUCUGAGGGAGCCCCUUCCCUGGGAUGGGUGUUCUCCCUAAACUCAGAUGCUCUGUGCUAACUCCUCAUUCAGGCCAAAUUCACAAAGCGCCUACUGUGUGAAAUGUCAUCGUCCCUAUCCUCAGGGAGUUUUCAGUUUGUGAAGGAUGGGAUAAAACCCAGGCUGAGAUAAAGACAAUGUGAUAGAGGAAAAGAAAGAUUCAGAUCACAGUGACUUGAGAGACAGAACACUCCCAGACCCUCAUCUUGUCAGGCUCCCUUCCCAGUGCCUCGACUUCCAGAUUUGGACAUUUACUUGUGACACUGAUCAACGGGGACUGAUUGAAACACCAACAUUAUUCAGGCACUGACUGGGUACAGGCACUGUCACCAGAAGGCUCCCAGAGCUGCCUCAAAAUCUGCACUCCCCCGUCCCCAUCUUCAGCCACUAUCAGUGGGCUCCUUGCCUUGUAUUCAUAGCUCUGCCUAAUCCUUUCUUCCAUUCCUGUGACGAGGCCAGGUGGGAGGGGGUUUCCGAUGGGCCCAUGAGACAUGCCCAAGUAUACAUUCUAGGUUUCUCACACAGUGGGCUGGCCUGUUUCUCCCUUUUUGAGGCUUAUCUUCUUCCUCCCUCUCCUGUUUUACAUUUUUGCCCUCUCCAGCUUCCCCUCCUCCCUCAGGCCCUAUCCCCUUCCCCAAUCCAGAACAGGCCGAUGUUAUUGGUGCUUCAUCACUUCGGGACCUUAUGUUCAGCCAUGACCCAGUUACACACAUGCCUCUGUUUCCCCUCUUCCUGACAUUUCUAGUAACCCCUUUUGUCUCCCCAAGGCUCUGUGUAAAUGGCUCGUAACCAGAACUAACUGGUUCUCUGAGAGUCCUAGGCCGGGGUCUGCAGGAUGAUGACUUCUCCUGUUUUCCUCUUUUCUCCCACUCCCAACCAAGAAACUUCUGGAUUAAUUUUACUCUGUUAAUUGUCCAGGAGCCUAGAAGUCAGGACUCCUGGGUUCUAACCCAGAUGUUGUGAUCCCCCAGGUCGAUCCUUUUCUCUUGAAAUGACCCCACCUAUGAAAGUACAAUAGAGCCUUUUGUGUGGGGGAAGAAUUUGGGGCUCUGAGAAUUGUUCUUUUCUUGACUUGGGAAGAGGUUUGGAGAAGGGAGAUAAAAGAGACUGGAAGAGGGGAUUGUCCCCAGGCUCAAUCCUGGCCCAAGCUGUCCCCACAUACGUUUAGGACACUUGUGGAUGGCUCUGACUUCAGCCCCAGAGCCUCUGACAAGGAAUAGCAAUGGAAUCUUCUUUCACUUUUUUUCAAGCUAGCCCUAGUGGGGGGGCUCUGUAAGCAGUGUCUACUGUGAUUUUGUUUGGAUCCUGUGUUAUGUAUUUAUUUAUUUGAAAUGUGAGAGAUAAAAAUGUUCCAAUGAGCUGGCUGCAUUCAGCACCUGACCCUUUACCAGGGAAGUGGGGUGUGCCAAGAAUCCCCCACCCAUUUCUUUACUGCAUGGAGGCCAGCUUUCUCCUGGCCCCUCACUCAGGUCCCACUGAUGGGAGUCACAACACCCGUGGACUCUGCCAGGCAUCUAGUGAUCUUGGAGAAAGUCCUUCACUUCUCUGGGAAGCCUUAGUUUUACUGUCAUCUCUAAAAUAAGAGGGUUAGACUAGAUAAUCUCCAAAGACUCUUCCCCCUAAGUCUAUUAUCUCAGGAGCUCCCUGGGGUCACUUCAGUGGCUGAUUUGAUCUUAGCUAGAAUAGCCUAAUUUGGUCUCUUUGUGUGGCUGCCUUGUUCUCUCCCUGUGGUCAUCCCAAGGGAAUGAUCGCCUCAAUUUUUUUUAUUACCUCCAGGAGGGGGACAGGACCUCACCGUCCUGGGCUCACCCCUCAGGACUGUUGUCCUUUGGAACCAAGGGUCCCUGCUUUGCAUAGCGGCGAGUGAGGAAGCCACAGGCAGCGUUGGGGCCAAUUCUCCGGUUGCUGCUGCAAGAGGUCAAGCAUGCUGGAGAGUUGGUCAGCUGGGCCUUUUGCCCUAGGACCCUGUCUGGGUGCCUCACAUAGGCCCUUUCCUGGGAUACGAAGCCCCUGCCCUUCUAUUUCAAGGGAGUGAUGUUGCAUGUUUUCGGUGCUUGUUACUACAGCUUUAAAUAAACAGUUUGCCAUUGAA
Antechinus flavipes (yellow-footed antechinus) is the source of this 4162-nucleotide messenger RNA. RefSeq names its product synaptophysin like 2 (gene SYPL2). Lineage: Eukaryota; Metazoa; Chordata; Mammalia; Dasyuromorphia; Dasyuridae. Gene Ontology annotation, cellular component: synaptic vesicle membrane; synaptic vesicle. Bases 285 to 1079 code for a protein of 264 amino acids. The transcript has 6 exons. The record is from RefSeq and is a predicted model, not a curated record.